Molecule: messenger RNA, 780 nt
Organism: Acomys russatus (golden spiny mouse)
Lineage: Eukaryota; Metazoa; Chordata; Mammalia; Rodentia; Muridae
Gene: Fkbp14
Product: FKBP prolyl isomerase 14
Exons: 4
Coding region: 80-715 (211 amino acids)
Molecular function (GO): peptidyl-prolyl cis-trans isomerase activity; calcium ion binding
Source: RefSeq, a predicted model, not a curated record
UACUUGCCCGAAGCUAUCGUCCGCUUUCGGCACAUUUUUAACUAUAUGAAGCCGGGAUCCCUUUCUCUGCUUAGGUAACAUGAGGUUUUUCUUGUGGAACGCGAUCCUGACACUGUGGGUCACGGCUUUGAGUGGAGCUCUGAUCCCAGAGCCAGAAGUGAAAAUCGAAGUCCUCCAGAAGCCUUUCCUCUGCCAUCGCAAGACCAAAGGAGGGGAUCUGAUGCUGGUCCACUACGAGGGCUAUUUAGAGAAAGACGGUUCCCUGUUUCACUCCACUCACAAACAUAACAAUGGCCAGCCCAUCUGGUUCACCCUGGGCAUCCUGGAGGCUCUCAAAGGCUGGGACCAAGGCCUGAAGGGAAUGUGUGUGGGAGAGAAGAGAAAGCUCACUAUUCCUCCUGCCCUGGCCUAUGGCAAAGAAGGAAAAGGUAAAAUCCCCCCAGAGAGCACACUGAUAUUCAACAUUGACCUCCUGGAAAUUCGAAAUGGCCCAAGGUCCCACGAGUCAUUUCAGGACAUGGACCUCAAUGACGACUGGAGACUCUCUAAGCACGAGGUUAAAAUAUACUUAAAGAAGGAGUUUGAGAAGCACGGCGCAGUGGUGAAUGAAAGUCACCAUGAUGCUUUGGUGGAGGAUAUCUUUGAUAAAGAAGAUGAAGACAAAGAUGGAUUUAUAUCUGCCAGAGAGUUUACAUAUGUGCAUGACGAAUUGUAGGGAAUCGCCCGCCAUCUUAGUAUCAUUCAUUUCUAAAGGGAAGGUGGCACCUUUAGACAAGUGUU